CUGCACCCUGCACUCUGGCUCCUGCGUGGGCUCCCUCUGCCUGUCUGCCGGUGCGCUGAGGCUAGCACUGCUUGGCCGCUCUUCUCGCCUGUGCUGCUACCCUGUUUCCCGGCCCACUCUACCAGACCCGGUGGGCUCCUCCCUCUCCACCAUGCAGAGAACCCUAGUCACUGGCUCAUCAGGUUCUUCAGUGAGGCUGGAGGUUUGAUGCAGCCCGGCUUCUCAGGAGCAGGCUCCAGUGCCCGGUUUAUCAUAACGUCUGCUCUGCCUAUGGCUGUUCUAAAUUUGGGCCAAAUAUAUCCAUUUCAGAGAGGCUUUUUCUGUACUGACAACAGCAUCAAGUAUCCAUACCAUGACAGUACCGUCAGAUCCAUUUUGCUCGUCAUAGUGGGGCUUGGCUUACCCAUUUCCUCUAUGAUUGCUGGAGAGAGUCUGUCUGUUCACUUUGGCACCUUGCAGUCAAAUUCCUUUGUUGGCAAUCACUAUAUAGCCACUAUUUACAAAGCCAUUGGAGCCUUCUUGUUUGGAGCUGCAGCUAGCCAGUCCCUAACUGACAUUGCCAAGUACUCUGUAGGCAGACUUCGUCCUCACUUCUUGUCUGUUUGUGACCCAGAUUGGUCAAAAAUCAACUGCAGUGAUGGCUAUAUUGAGAACUACAUAUGUAGAGGGAAUGCAGCAAAAGUCAGGGAAGGCAGGUUGUCCUUCUACUCUGGCCACUCUUCGUUUUCUAUGUACUGCAUGAUGUUUACAGCACUUUAUCUUCAAGCCAGGAUGAAAGGAGACUGGGCAAGACUCUUACGCCCCACACUGCAAUUUGGUCUUGUUGCUUUAUCCAUAUAUGUGGGCCUUUCUCGAAUUUCUGAUUACAAGCAUCACUGGAGUGACGUGUUGGCUGGAUUCAUUCAAGGAGCUGUGGUUGCAAUAUUAGUUGCUGUAUAUGUAUCGGAUUUCUUCAAGACCAGACAUUCUUCUUACAAAGAAAGAAAAGAGGAUGACUCACACACCACUCUACAUGAAACCACUGCCACUGCACACACGUAUUCAAGCAACCACCAGCCUUGAAGGGGGUGAGGGAACUGGCCAGCUUUCUAAAGGAAACCAUUGGAAGCAGAAAGCAGGAGGAUGCAUAUUACUUUCUGGUGUAUAGGCCAUUACAGGACUGCUGCUAUACCUCUUGGAUACACCCACUUUACCUGUGUAUAUAGUUACAUUUAACACAAUGAGUAUCUAAUAGUUCAAUUAAAAAAAAAAAUUCAAGCCUUCCACUAAAAACACUGCCCCACCUGUACAUUUUUUUAAUUGAAAGAUGCUAUGUACAAAUGCGUAUGUUACAUGCCUUCUUAGAAUGAUAUCUGAUUUAAAUAUAAUAAAAUGCUUGGAACAACUCUCUUGA
Messenger RNA from Cricetulus griseus (Chinese hamster), 1393 nucleotides. The record is from RefSeq and is a predicted model, not a curated record. NCBI's taxonomy places the organism in Eukaryota, Metazoa, Chordata, Mammalia, Rodentia, Cricetidae.